AUGGGGGUAGGCGCCGUUGCAGUUCUACUGCUCGCCGUGCUGACAGUCUUGCGCGCCCUCCGCAAUUAUAGUCGUCUACGUGCUAUCCCUGGUCCUUCAGUCGCUGGAUGGUCGGACUUUUGGCGCAUAUGUGUUCGCAAUAAAUCUCACUAUGGCCGGCGUCUGUCGAGUCUUCACCGGAUAUAUGGCACGGUUGUGCGGUUGGGACCGCGCUUCCUCAGUGUCGCAGACGGAACGAUUAUAGGUCAUCUAGAUCAUGGGGUCGAUGGCGGGUCACCAGAACUCCAACAUAGAAAUACAAUACCCCUGAAUAGCGUCACCAUCAGCUCGGACACUCUCCAGACAACACAUCCUACCUGGGAACGCUCUCAGGGGAUACCCGAGUACGAAGGGGUAAUCGAUCCGUCCACGAAACAACUCAUCAAAGCGAUACGAAGAUACCGUGUGUUGGAUAUAACCUCGUCACUGCGCAUAUUUGCCACGACGUUUAUAAACCAGCUUACUGCUGAUGGUUUGCUGCAAGAAAGACAUAACAACUGGAAGGGAAGCGGAAGCAGAUGGCUCAGUGUAUUCUCAACAGUUGAAUACAUGCUCAUCCGAAGCCCGGUGACGGCACUGAAGAGAGAUCGCGGACGUCGGCUAGCAACCUGUGCAACCUUACCAGUCGCUGCGCCUACUGUUUCUGUCGGAGAGAAUGGUGCAGGUAGCUCAACUGGCACUUUACCUAGCCAACAACGGCAGUGCGAUGGAAGCCGGACGAGGCCGUCUCCUAAUGCUGUGCGUGGAGCCCAUGGUGCUGCGGCUACAUUCGUAUCGUUGUUCUACUUUCUAUUGAGGCACCAGGACUCUCUUGAUAGACUUCGGUUCGAGAUAGACACUUCGUUUGGCAUUGGAUCGCUGUCAGACAUACCUCGGUGGAGAGAGCUGAACAGAUUAUCCUAUCUUGACGCCGUGCUGAAAGAGACGAUGCGGCUGUCAGUGGAUUUUGAAGAGGAGAUCAAAGCAGCAGUAGAUGGUGUCACAGUGGCAGAGUUUUCGGUUCGCAAAAACACGAUCCUAACAUGGAACUCCCAUGUCCUGCAUUUCGACAAUGAGACAUUCGGGAAUGAUGUCCAUUCAUUUCGACCUGAGCGGUGGCUUAUGGCAGAUGCGCAACAGCGAAGCCGGAUGGAGCAGGGUUUGAUCUCCUUCAACCGCUGCGUGCGCGACCAUCCCGAAGCCCAGGUGGUUUGGAUGGAAUUGAAGAAAGUUGUUGUCUUGAUUCUUAUGAAGUUUAAUACGCAGCUUCUUCAUGCCGCAGAGCCUAGCAUUGACGCUGAAGACAAUUUUACUCCGCCUUCUCUUAUGGUUGGAUUUACCCCGAGAGUUCCUGGAUUUUGA
Aspergillus niger is the source of this 1380-nucleotide messenger RNA. RefSeq lists its product as uncharacterized. The record is from RefSeq and is a predicted model, not a curated record. Lineage: Eukaryota; Fungi; Ascomycota; Eurotiomycetes; Eurotiales; Aspergillaceae. Gene Ontology annotation, molecular function: iron ion binding; heme binding; oxidoreductase activity, acting on paired donors, with incorporation or reduction of molecular oxygen. The transcript is spliced from 3 exons. Bases 1 to 1380 code for a protein of 459 amino acids.